Molecule: messenger RNA, 1360 nt
Organism: Anguilla anguilla (European eel)
Lineage: Eukaryota; Metazoa; Chordata; Actinopteri; Anguilliformes; Anguillidae
Exons: 4
Coding region: 184-561 (125 amino acids)
Biological process (GO): mitochondrial electron transport, cytochrome c to oxygen
Cellular component (GO): mitochondrial envelope
Source: RefSeq, a predicted model, not a curated record
CAAAAGAAACAUAUCCACAAACGGAGGCGAGUACGUUCCUUUCGUUCACCAAAAAAAUUCGUUUACGAACGACACACCAUUCAAUCCCACACUCCUUUCCAGUCGGUGGCGGUAAUGCUCAGAAACGUUGGUUGCCAACCGCCAUAAAACCCUAAGAAGAAGAAAAAGAACAUUGCGAGAAGAAUGGCUGCAAGGUUACUCUUUAGGUUGUCAGUACGCGCCGCAGGAACGUGCCGGGCAGCAGUCCCGGCUUUUACCCGCGGCAUGUCUGCCGGAGGUAUUCCAACUGACGAAGAACAAGCCACUGGCAUGGAGAAGAUUGUUAUGCGGGCAAUGAGAGAUGGCACUGACCCCUACAACAUGCUGAAGCCUAAGGAGUAUGCAGGGUCUUUAGAGGAUCCUCACUUGGUCCCUUCCAUCACCAACAAGAGAAUUGUUGGUUGUGUCUGUGAAGAGGACAACACGGUUGUGGCGUGGUUCUGGCUCCACCAGGGGGAGCCCCAGCGCUGCCCCUCCUGCGGUGCCCAUUACAAGCUGGUGCCCCAUGAGCUUCCACACUGAGCUCUAUAUUUUUAUGCAUACGCACAUGCAUAAUUACAGGCACACGCUCCCCAUUCCACUUGUUACUCCAUAUACCUCAUUUGUCACCAGUCUGCUUACAUUAUAACAUCAUAAGUUUGGGCCAUGGCUCUCUCGCGCAUACACAUGCACACACACACACACACACAUACAGACAUGUACGCACACAUGUAUGCACACACACACACACACUCCCCAUUCUUUACAUCUACUCCAUAUACCUCAUUUAUCACCAGUCUGCUUACAUUAUAACAUCAUAAGUUUGGGACAUGGGUCUCCCACGCAUACGCAUACACACACACACACACAUACAUACAUAUACAGGUACACACAUGUAUGCAGACACACACAUACACACACACACCUAGGCACACAAGCAAACUCCCUAUUUGUUACAUUUACUCCAUAUACCUCAUUUGCCAGCUUUGCUUACGUUAUAACAUAAGUUUGGGACACGGGUCUCCCACGCAUACACACAUGCACACUCCCCAUUCCAAUUACCUUUACUCCAUAUACCUCAUUUGUCACCUGUCUGCUUGCAUUAUAACAGAAGUUUGAGAUACGGGUCUUCCAUGCACGAAUGCACACACACACUCCCAGUUCCGAUUUACCUCAUUUGCCAGUCUGCGUAUAUUAUGAUACAAAAUGUCUGGGUCACAAAGGUUGUGGUUUGGGAAGCAAUAAUUUUCCAAUUCCAUUUUAUACAGUUUACCUGUAUUGUUAUGUGCAAUACAUACAUUUGGUCCAGGUCCUUCUAUCAAUAAAAUUUAUGGUAUAAAUU